UCCUCGGCAUUUUUUUGCGAGCAGUGCACCCAGAAUCCAAAAAAGACUUUAAAAAGAAAGACGGAAAGAAUCCACAGUUCUUUUGGUCAUCUGAACAGGGCUACGAAAUCGCUCUACUGGAUAUCAGCACCAGGGAUUCAUUUUUGAGGUCAAUUUCCAAUCGAGAUAAAUCUAUUGGAUUAGUAGGAUUAUCUGAUUGCAGCUGAAAGAAGUAACGUUGUUUGAUCAUUUGUAUUUCUUGCCUGAUGGUCGGAUUUACAUGGAGAUGGCUUUGAGUCUCAAAGAUUCUGGAUCGUGGUUGCAUCUGGAGAGAAAAAAGGAUCAAUCGACACGUUUUGGAAGUGUCCGUGGGUGAAUAAAAAAAGAAAAAAAAAAAGGAAAGGGGGGGUGCAAAACUGGGGUUGCGGCUGCUUAGAGAAGAAAAAAAAGAAAAAAAUAAAGGAAGCAUCUUGAAUUCUGAAACAAGAAUUAACCGGGUGCUCGAGAUUCCAAAAUAAGCGUCUAGGAACUGGUAAAUACUUAGAGCAAUUCAGCUUGAAUUUGACGGCGAAGUGUUGUAGAAACUGUCUCCUUGAAUUAUUGGAAGGGGACUGGGGGAAGAUGAGGGGGCUCCUUCUGUGGAUUUAUCUUACUGAGGGAUAUAGACCUGCAGCUAACUGGAUUUGAUUUAUAAGAGGGAAAUGUACAGUCAAUGGCCACUCUCACUACGUUGCUACUAUGGAAAACAGAAUGGUCAAUAGGAUAUGGUCUGAUAAAUAGCGAUGAUUGAAGAUGCUACUUCAAUACAUGUGAAAUCAAUGGGAGAUACUGGCUGCAUGAAGAGCUUUCUGAGCUUUUCUUGACAAGCUCGCCUUUGAGAAAUCUGAGGUGUAUUCUACCGUUAUACGGUUUUUCUCAAGUGGAUACAAACACCUUUGCCUCACUGCAACCAGACAACUACACAACUGAUGUGGGACCAUGGCGCUGCCCAGAUGCAUGUGGCCAGCUUAUGUUUGGAGAGCAGUAAUGGCAUGCUUGGUACACAGGGGAUUGGGUGCCUCAUUGACUCUUUGUGUGUUGGGCUGUUUGCUUCAGGCUGCCCACGUGCUCUCACAAAAAUUGGAUGAUGGAGACCCACUGGUGACUACCAACUUCGGCAAGAUAAGAGGGAUUAAGAAAGAACUCAAUAAUGAAAUUUUGGGCCCUGUUAUUCAGUUUCUUGGCAUUCCAUAUGCAGCCCCGCCAACAGGAGAACAUCGUUUUCAGCCUCCAGAACCACCAUCUCCUUGGUCAGAUGUCAGGAAUGCUACUCAGUUUGCUCCUGUGUGUCCCCAGAAUAUCAUUGAUGGCAGAUUGCCAGAAGUCAUGCUUCCUGUGUGGUUUACUAAUAACUUGGACGUGGUUUCAUCAUACGUACAAGACCAGAGUGAAGAUUGCCUGUAUUUAAACAUAUACGUCCCAACUGAGGAUGUAAAAAGAAUAUCCAAGGAAUGUGCCAGAAAACCCGGCAAGAAAAUAUGUAGAAAAGGAGAUAUUCGGGACAGUGGGGGUCCCAAACCAGUGAUGGUGUAUAUCCAUGGUGGCUCAUAUAUGGAAGGGACUGGAAAUUUAUAUGAUGGGAGUGUCUUGGCAAGUUAUGGCAAUGUGAUCGUCAUCACAGUCAACUAUCGACUUGGGGUACUCGGUUUCUUGAGCACAGGGGAUCAGGCUGCAAAAGGAAACUAUGGACUCCUUGAUCUCAUACAGGCUUUAAGAUGGACUAGUGAGAAUAUUGGAUUCUUUGGUGGUGACCCCUUAAGAAUCACUGUUUUUGGAUCUGGUGCUGGGGGUUCAUGUGUCAAUCUGCUGACUUUAUCCCAUUAUUCUGAAGGUAACCGUUGGAGCAAUUCAACCAAAGGACUUUUUCAACGAGCAAUAGCUCAAAGUGGAACUGCCCUUUCCAGCUGGGCUGUUAGUUUCCAACCUGCAAAAUAUGCUAGAAUGUUGGCCACAAAAGUUGGUUGCAAUGUUUCAGAUACAGUAGAGUUAGUGGAAUGCCUACAGAAGAAGCCUUACAAAGAACUUGUUGACCAAGAUAUUCAACCAGCACGAUACCACAUAGCCUUUGGACCUGUGAUUGAUGGUGAUGUAAUACCAGAUGAUCCUCAGAUAUUGAUGGAGCAAGGAGAGUUUCUCAACUAUGAUAUAAUGUUAGGAGUUAACCAAGGGGAAGGGUUAAAAUUUGUUGAAAAUAUAGUAGAUAGCGAUGAUGGUAUCUCCGCUAGUGAUUUUGACUUUGCUGUUUCUAAUUUUGUUGAUAACUUAUAUGGAUACCCUGAAGGCAAAGAUGUUUUGAGAGAAACCAUUAAAUUCAUGUAUACUGACUGGGCUGACCGUCAUAACCCUGAAACCAGAAGGAAGACAUUAUUAGCUUUGUUUACGGACCAUCAGUGGGUGGCACCAGCUGUAGCUACAGCAGAUCUUCACUCAAACUUUGGUUCACCCACAUAUUUCUAUGCCUUUUACCAUCAUUGCCAAACAGAUCAGGUUCCAGCUUGGGCUGAUGCAGCUCAUGGUGAUGAGGUUCCCUACGUACUAGGAAUCCCCAUGAUUGGACCUACAGAGUUAUUUCCUUGCAAUUUCUCCAAAAAUGAUGUGAUGCUGAGUGCAGUCGUAAUGACAUACUGGACAAAUUUUGCUAAAACUGGUGACCCAAAUCAACCAGUCCCUCAAGACACAAAAUUCAUCCAUACCAAACCCAACCGCUUUGAAGAAGUAGCAUGGACCAGAUAUUCCCAGAAAGACCAACUUUAUCUCCAUAUUGGAUUAAAACCAAGAGUUAAAGAACAUUACAGAGCCAAUAAAGUAAACCUCUGGUUGGAGCUGGUACCUCAUCUGCAUAAUCUCAAUGACAUUUCUCAGUAUACCUCGACAACAACUAAAGUGCCAUCAACUGACAUCACUUUCAGACCUACGAGAAAAAAUUCUGUAUCUGUCACAUCAGCCUUUCCCACUGCCAAGCAGGAUGAUCCCAAACAACAACCGAGUCCAUUUUCAGUGGAUCAAAGGGACUACUCAACAGAGCUGAGCGUCACUAUUGCAGUUGGAGCAUCACUGCUGUUUCUGAACAUCUUGGCCUUUGCAGCCCUGUACUACAAAAAGGAUAAGAGGAGACAUGAUGUUCACAGGAGAUGCAGCCCUCAGCGCACGACUACGAAUGAUCUGACCCACGCACAAGAAGAGGAGAUCAUGUCCCUCCAAAUGAAGCACACCGAUUUGGAUCAUGAAUGUGAGUCCAUCCAUCCACAUGAGGUGGUUCUUCGGACCGCCUGCCCCCCAGAUUACACACUAGCUAUGAGGAGGUCACCUGAUGAUGUUCCCUUAAUGACACCCAACACCAUUACAAUGAUUCCCAACACUAUAACAGGGAUUCAACCCUUACACACAUUCAAUACAUUUACCGGAGGACAGAACAAUACUCUGCCCCAUCCUCAUCCCCACCCCCACUCACAUUCAACAACCAGGGUAUAGCCAGAUAAGAGAAGCAAACUCUAUUUUUUUGAUGGAUUGCAGUAAAAGAUUACUGAAGAUUCCUUGGCUUUCAACCUACAAGACGCUUACUAUUUAAAUAAGGAGGAAUAUUAUGUGAAUAUACAUAUCAAGAACUUGGGGGGAUUUGAAAAAAACAUGAAUUGUACAUAUAUACACAAAUCAACUUUAAAAACGAAUUUCAAUUGCUUGAAGCAAUUGUUCUGAAUGAUACUUUUUCAUUCACAUUCAAGAAUUAAUUUUUUGAAGAUUUAUGUUACAUGAUGGAAUUAGGCAUGUGGAACACCAAACAGGAAAGAACUAUGUCUGAAAUAUAAAAUAUAAAAAAUUAAAAAAACAACCAUGAAUAUGCACAAGGGACACACCAAUGGAAUGUCAGAUAAUUUUCACCAGUUUUUAUUUGGAGCUGUUUUAUUGUGUAGACCAUAUUUACAUAUUUGGAUAAGUACACAAAGCACCAAUGCUGUUAAUGGCCUUAGCGGAGGCUCAUGGUGAAAUUUGCCAGUAAAACAACGAAGUUUAAAGACUGGCAGGUACAACAUUAUCACAUAAGUGCUGUCAGUAUAAAGUUGUGGGGAUAAAGGAAACUGGAUAUUUUUAGCACGAUGUGCAUGUUAAUUUAUAUGCUUGGUGGCUGUGCUGCUGAUUAAGCCGUAAUUAAAAUUCUUCUCAUCCCAUUGGAGUUUUUAAUAGAAGCUUCCUCCAUCAAUUGGCAGAACCUAAAGAAGAUUUUAAGGGGCAAAAGUAAUUACAAUAAAAUAAUUCACAGUAGUUUUGAUAAUAGACGGAAUUAGUUAUGGAAGGUAUUUGAAGAAACUAUAGGUAUAGUGGUGAAUACUCGCUGAUAUGAAUCCCAGAAAAAAAAUUCCUAUGUUUUUAAUAUUCUUUUCAUUCCCAUCUAAGUACUUCAUGGAAAUAUAACCCUAACUGGACAUGUGUUACAGGAUCUAUACUUUGCUGUGGUUUUUGUUACUCUGUAUUUUGUUCUUUUUGGUAAGGUGAAGUGUGUCCAAAGAGUUACUUACUAGUCUUUUAUGAUAUAAGGAUGCCCCAAAUUACCACUCUGAUUACAGUUCUCAGUUCAUUGAUUUACUCAUGUUGCAUGACAAAAUGUUUACUAAUAAUAACUCAAUAUAAAGUUAUGUCCCUUCUCACGUCACUUAUCUUUCUCACUGAGGUUCAUUCACUGGAAUUUAUUCACGCAAUCUCAGUAGAGUGCAACGUAGAUGCAAAACCUAGAAGGAGAGUCAACACCUGGAGGAUUUUAGUCUUACACAUGCGUGUGAUUUUAAAUGAAUAUUCUAAGACCACAGGAAACUCUUCAUCCCCCUGUUGUUUACCAGUAACAGUAUAUCACAGACCUUUCCAAAUGUUUGUAUAUGUAAUCAGAUGUACAUUUGUAUUAAAAAAAAUUGAGAUGGACUUAAAGAGCACAUCCUGAUAAAUACUUUCUCUCUUACCUGUACUAUAUUUCUAUUAGACUAAAGUUAUGUGAUUUUUUUUUACAUUUUUUCAGAUGACUAGCAAUUUUGAUAGUUUGUAAGAUAAUGCAAAGAACUUUCUCUGACAAACUAACUGCAGUAACAGAAACCUUUCUUUUCAGUUACUCUUUUUCAAGAAUGAAAGCUUAUUAUACAAAAAAAAUUGUAUACUACUUGAUGGAAACAACUUUGUACAUCUUGGCCAUGUCACUGGUCAUUGCGUGAAAUAAAGAUAAUAAUGACUAUUAGUCCAAUGCUAAGAGACAUGAUCUUUGCUCAUUAAAGAGCUAAAAUGUU
Molecule: messenger RNA, 5285 nt
Organism: Balaenoptera acutorostrata (minke whale)
Lineage: Eukaryota; Metazoa; Chordata; Mammalia; Artiodactyla; Balaenopteridae
Gene: NLGN1
Product: neuroligin 1
Exons: 7
Coding region: 958-3489 (843 amino acids)
Biological process (GO): modulation of chemical synaptic transmission; synaptic vesicle endocytosis; chemical synaptic transmission
Cellular component (GO): cell surface; postsynaptic specialization membrane; synapse
Molecular function (GO): neurexin family protein binding; signaling receptor activity
Source: RefSeq, a predicted model, not a curated record